UGAAAAAUGGUGCAGAAGGAAGAGUCCCUCCAAAAACCUCUUGGUACACCUCACGAGCCACUGUCCCAAUUUUAACCGACGCCAAAAUCCUCAUCGCCUCCCUUGGCUUCAAUUUCAACAAUCAAUUUGAUUUGCAGCGACGAUUUCGUCAGAGAUUCACGCGGCGUAGGUUGCGUCGCCGCAUUGGACGGGGGAAUUCGAUCGGUUGUUGUUAUCUGAAUUCUGGCUCGGCAUCGGUGUCAGGAGUUUGGUGUUUGCUUUGUUUUUUGCCUUAUUCGUCGCUGUAGGUUUGGAUUAUUUGGGAAUGGAGUGCUGGGAGACGCCGGUCAGAGUGGACGAUGAAUUCGAGAAGUUCGUGAUUAGAAUGAACCCGCCGAGGGUUACUGUUGACAGUGCAUCUGACGAGAAGGUGACUCUGAUCAAGGUGGACAGUGCAAAUAAGAAAGGAAGCUUGUUGGAGGUUGUGCAAGUUCUUUCUGAUAUGAAUCUGAUAAUUAAGAAGGCUUAUAUUUCAUCAGAUGGUGGAUGGUUUAUGGAUGUUUUUCAUGUGACUGAUGAAUUUGGGAAUAAGGUGUAUGAGGACAAUAUCUCGGAUCGAAUUCAACAGUCAUUGGAACGUACGAUCAGAGGUCGCAGUUUUCGAUCCGUAGAACAAUCCGUCGGCGUGCAAUCAGCUGCCGAGUGUACAGCCAUUGAAUUAUCAGGCACAGAUCGUCCGGGGCUGCUCUCGGAGAUCUUUGCAAUUCUCACGGAUCUUAAAUGCAAUGUAGUUUCUGCCGAAGUAUGGACACACAAUUCAAGAAUGGCCGCGGUUGUAUACAUCACCGACGAGGCUACCGGACUGAUGAUUGAAGAUCCCGAUCGUCUCACCAACAUAAAAAGCCUCCUGCUUUUUGUUCUAAAAGGCAACAGAGAAUGGCGAGGCGCCAACACCGCCGUUUCUGUGGGCUCGACUCAUAUGCAGAGGAGGUUGCAUCAAAUCAUGUACGCCGAUCGUGACUAUGACGAUCAGAAUCCGGGCAGUGAUGCAACCGAACGAACCAAACCGUUUGUGACAGUCGAGAACUUCGUCGAAAAAGGAUACACUGUCGUCAACUUGAGAUGCCCCGAUCGCCCUAAGCUUCUGUUCGAUACGGUCUGUACCAUUACGGAUAUGCAGUACGUGAUUUCCCACGGCACCAUUAGCGCCGAGGGCCCCGAGGCUCAUCAGGAAUAUUACAUGCGGCAUAUCGACGGAUGCCCCAUCAGCUCAGAAGCUGAACGGCAGCGCGUGAUCCAUUGCUUGGAAGCGGCAAUAAAACGACGAACCUCCGAGGGAAUCAGACUCGAGCUAUUCGGCGACGACAGGGUAGGUCUUCUCAGCGACGUUACGCGCAUAUUCAGAGAGUACGGUCUUUCGGUCACCCGGGCAGAGGUCACGACGAAGGGCAAGCAUGCCGUGAACGUUUUCUACGUGGUCGACGCAUCCGGGGGCCCGGUACGACGGGAAACAAUCGAGGUUGUUCGAAAACAGAUGGGAAUGACGGCACUCGUCGUGAAGGAUGAGGUGCCCUCCGUUCCGCCCCCUCGACAGGCCCCCUCGAAAUUCUCUUUAGGUAAUCUCUUUCGCUCAAGUUCGGAAAAAUUUCUUUCUAAUUUAGGCCUAAGUAAGUCGGGAUCGUGAAUUAUCGACAUUGCUAGGGUCGGGAAUAGGAUCAAAUAGUGAUAAUUGGGUAUAUAUGAAGUAUCGGGAUUAAAUAUAUAUAUAUAUAUGUAAUGUGUAUAUUAUGUUAUAUAUAUAUAUAUAGGGAAAGUUACUAAAUAUUUGAUUUGCAGUUGGUAAUUGUUUGGAUUAUUUGAAAAGAUUUGGAGGGUUUUCCAAAUUGGUGAUUUUUACUUUUGCUUAUUAGAUUCAUGUGUGUGUGUGUAUGGGUCUCGGGUUUGUUUCUUUUGCCUAAAUCUCAUGUUUCUU
Molecule: messenger RNA, 1951 nt
Organism: Andrographis paniculata
Lineage: Eukaryota; Viridiplantae; Streptophyta; Magnoliopsida; Lamiales; Acanthaceae
Product: ACT domain-containing protein ACR4-like
Exons: 7
Coding region: 305-1663 (452 amino acids)
Source: RefSeq, a predicted model, not a curated record